Molecule: messenger RNA, 2210 nt
Organism: Culex pipiens pallens (northern house mosquito)
Lineage: Eukaryota; Metazoa; Arthropoda; Insecta; Diptera; Culicidae
Exons: 2
Coding region: 155-2131 (658 amino acids)
Molecular function (GO): protein binding
Source: RefSeq, a predicted model, not a curated record
AGGAAGCUCGUCAGUUGUCAUUAGGCAUUCGAAUCGCGUAUCAAGCUGACAUCGUUUUGAUCUUCUGAACUAUUUGAAAGUUUUUAAAUAACGGCUGGAGAGCAAAACAUUAAUAUUUUGAGGAAAAGUUAAUGUAAUGACUUAACAACUUACAAUGGACUUCCAAAAAGCGAUCGUAAACUUGCAGCUGCUUGAAGCCAUUGCCAAAAAGGAUUUGUCUCAGAUCGCAGAACUGCUCGACCAAGGAGCAGACGUAAAUCACAAAAACCUUCUGGACAAAAACAACACUCCACUUCACUACGCCGCAGACUGCCCGGAAAUCAACAAAUUACUCGUCGCUCGUGAUGCCAACUCGGCGGCCGUAAACGACGCCGGAUUAACUCCCCUCGAGCUGGCGCAGCAUUCACCUAAAAGUGCUAAAGCAUUUCGAGUCGUUGAAGGACGUUCACCGGUUCUGACCUACUUCAAGCGUCCCGGGACGGCCUCAAUCCUUGGCCAGUGGUACGAGUCGAAGCUGCUGGCGCUGGUUCUGUUCCGGGCGCUGCACUGGGAUCGGAUCGCCGAGUUUUACUUGGCAACCAACGUGGACGAUGCUGGGGCGUUUGACGACCUGGUGGUUCGGUACCGCACUGUUGGGGGGGUAGAUCGGUUGGUGUUUCUGCAGGCGAAGCACAAACCGGGCAAGGGGUUGAACUUGAAGGAUGUUUUGGAGAAUGUUGGGGAUAAGGGAGAUUUUAGCUUGGGGAAGUAUUUUAGGAGUUUCUUGGAUAUUAAGUUGAGGUGUUACGAGGGCAAUCAGAGUGCAAUUUUUGGAGAUAUUGGUGAGAACACGGUUGUUGAGUUUAUAAUUUUCACAACUUUAAAGCUUGAGUGCACCAUUCCAAAGCAAUUUGACUUAAUAUCUCGUGGUUCUGAAAACGAAGAAGAUAGUUUGUUCUACACUUGUCCAACGGGAAGAUGUAUUCGCUUAGAAGGACUAUUAAACAGCUUGAUGACAGUUGCUUCAAAGUGGUACAAAGAGAUGUUGGUAGCCAUUUUGGCGCAAAAUUCCAUUGCUUCAAACGAGCCUGUAGAUUUGACAAACUGUGUUGAACUAUUUUUAACCUCUGUGGAAAGUGAUGAAAACAGUUUCAAAUUUUUGCAACACUGUUACGAAAAAAUAUCUUCACUUAAACCUUGUGACGAUCAGAAAAAACUGAAAGAUGUCAAAGCAAAAAUCGUCAAACUUUUAGAAUCAGAAAAAUUCAAACCCUUCAAAAUGUCCGACGAAGAUUGCAUCAACCUGCCCCAAGAAUUCUUCAACAAACUCCAAUUUCACACGGAACAAUCAACCGAAGCCGAGGUGGAGCAGCUCGUCAAAAACGAAAUCCCCGACCACUGUCAAACCACCGGCGACCUGAACCUAAUCUUCCAGAUGUACCACCUGGGCGUCCAGCAGUGGUGGCUCCAGACGGGAGCGGUCCCCUUCCAGACGAAAUCGAGCGCUCUUUUCCGCGAAGCAAAAACCGCAAUCGAAAAGGGUUCCCUACUCGAAAAUCUGCACCUCAUUUCGAUGGGCAAGCUGCAGGUCUACAAGCAGGAGCUCUGUCCGGAAAAGCUCGGGGAAGCCCUCACAAAGGAGGUUCAGCGGUUUGUGAACGAUCGCGACAGCCACACGCUGCCGAUUGUGGGCGGACUGAUCGAGAGUAGUGCCGCCAGGCUGGUUGAGUAUUUGCGGAGCAAGGACGAAGAUCAGGUCAGUUUUAAGUUUGUCAACACUGAUAUGGCCAACCUUGAAGAUAAGGUCGGUCAGUUGACGUCAGAUGGUGGCGUGAAUGACUUUCUGGUGUUUGCGCAUAAAGGACAAAUUGAGCAAAAAGUAGUGGACAGUUUGAGUCGAAAUUUUCGGAAAGUUUUUCUCGUGACUGAUAAGGAGAUGGCACCUGCAAAUGUUAUUAGUGAACAAGUUAAUGAGGCAUGUUGCUUGAGAGAAAUUCCACAAGAAGAUGUUGGAAAUUUACCGGUUGAAGAUGAUCAAGAUUCAUACCGGAACAGACGAAAGGCCUUUCUACGUAACUCUAGGAGAAGUUUUAGGGGGCUGCUUGCUACGAUGGGUGAGCAAUUGAUUGAUUUGAAUGUAAAUCGAAAGUAAGUUGUGUUGUAAUUUGUGUUCACCAUUCAAAGAUGUUAACAGCUAAAAGUGUAACUUAAUCGACAAAGAAAAACUUUUA